CGGCUCAUUACUGCAGCAGAAUAAGAGGGGGAGGUGGGCGCGAUGCAUUGUGGGGCGUGUAGUCCAAUAGAACCAUCACCACGGUUAAUGCUGGGGUGGCUUUGAACUACAACCCCCAGGCGUCAGUAGCAAGAGAAGCGCUGUUGGAGUAGAAGUAGCGUUUUGGACUAGAAUUUCUCCCCUUCAGUGGGAUUUUAGCGCAGCCAAGCGACCGAUCGGAGCUAGCGGUGAAAGCUCCAGGCUACCAGGCAACUUCAACUCUGGGCACGAUUGUUUUGCAGCUGUAAAGCCGGUGGUCUUAAAAGAUAAAGCGCAAGAACUGCGCCCCAAACCCCUUUAACUUGCGUUUCCACGAAUCUGGACUAUUAGUUAGGGGAGCUGUACUAGUAAUUACCAAUGCAAUUUAGCUAGACAUAUAUAUAGAGAGAGAUUUCUAGCCAGAUGCAGUUGUGACUUUUCAUAUGUUGGCGCUGAUUGUUGGAUCGGGAAGUUUGCCGAGUUCUGCUGGAUCGGGAUGUCAUCUUGUACAUCCGCUGGGGAUUCAGUUGAAGUGGGACCAUCUAUUUUUAUCCUCUCGGAUUCCUUUUUUUUUCUUGCUCAUGAUUGUUGAUGCCACAGAGACGUCCAGAGAGACAGAAGCAGAGAACUUUUCCGGAGAGGAUGAGGUUAUUGGAAAAUUGGUGAUCAGACGCCUAGAGAGGAAGCCUUUUUGCCAAGACUUGUUGGUUGACUGUCUCGUUGCUGGUGAUUGCACACACUUUCCUUUUCUUGUCAUGUCAGGGAUGGGGAGACUGAGUUGGUGGUGCCUGACGCUGAGCAGGGUCUGUCUGCUGAUCCCAUGUGCGCUGGUAUUAGCCAGGGUCCCCGGAUCGUCUUCACAUCCUCAGCCUUGUCAAAUAUUAAAAAGGAUCGGGCACACGGUGAGGAUCGGAGCCGUGCAGCUGCAGCCCUGGAGAACAAGGGGCAUCACAACCCAGUUGUCCCGAGUUUGGCCUGACAUUGACGCCGGACUUCAGAAGAUUGGCGCAGGUCGUGAUCAAGAUGCAGAUGAGGCUGAGGGGACGGAGGGGGAAAAUAGACUGAAGCAUAAAGUAAAGCGGGAAUUGGCCGGAACCACUUUGAAAAGAAAUACGAAUCAUGGUCCAAGGGGGUCUAUUGCUUACAGAGGUAGAGAUGAUCUGCUGUUUCCAAGAGAUGCUCUGCUUUUGGCAGUGGAAAACCUCAACCGGCUGCCAGGUCUUUUGCCCUAUAAUCUGUCCUUAGAAGUGGUGAUGGCCAUAGAAGCGGGUCUUGGAGAUCUGCCCAUGUUGCCAUUUUCAGCCUCCAGUUCUUCUUGGAGUAGCGACCCAGUGUCUUUUCUUCAAAGCGUCUGCCAUACAGUGGUGGUGCAAGGAGUCAGCGCAAUUCUGGCGUUUCCUCAAAACAAGAGGGAGAUGUUGGAACUAGAGUUCAUAUCCUCCGCUCUGCACAUCCCUGUGGUUAGUAUUGUGAGAAGUCAGUUUUCAAGGCGAAGUGAGAACCCACUUCACCUACAGCUUAGCAUUGAAAAUGCAUUAACUUCGAACGAUGAAGUGACUUUUUCAAUCUUAACCAUGAACAGCUGGUAUAAUUAUAGUAUACUGUUAUGUCAAGAAGAUUGGAAUAUAAGCGAUUUUCUCACGCUUACCCAAAACAAUUCAAAGUUUCAUCUUGGGCUAAUUAUAAACAUCACAGUUAACUUGACAUUAAGCAACUAUGUAAUUAGUAACCUCCAGCUAAACUUGGACAGUAUCAAGGAUACCACAUCUGCCAUUGUUAUGUUUGGAUGUGACAUGGAAGACACUAGAAGAAUUUUUGAAAUGGCCGCACAGUAUGGGAUCAUGUUGCCAGAUUUUCAUUGGAUAUUUGGAGAUUCUCAAAAUGUGGAAGAGCUCCGAACUGAAGGUUUGCCUUUGGGUCUUAUUGCUCAUGGGAAAACAACAGAAUCCUACUUUGAACAUUACGUACAAGAUGCAAUGGAAUUAAUUGCCAGAGCUGUUGCAACAGCUACAAUGGACAGACCUGAGCUUGCACUUAUUCCAAGCACAACAAAUUGCAUGAGUGCCAGCAGUACAAAUCUAACAUCUGGGCAGUACUUGUCAAGGUUUUUAAACAACACAACCUUUAGUGGCGUCAGUGGGCACAUCAAAGUGAAAGAGUACUCUAUUAUAAACUCAGAAAACCAUUACUUUAUUUGGAAUUUACAGCAUGAUCCGGUAGGAAAUCCAAUGUGGACACGACUUGGCAGCUGGAAAGAUGAAAAAAUCAUCAUGGAUUAUCCACUGUGGCCAGAUCAGGCACAGAGACACAAGAGUCAUUACCAGCAACCUGCAAGAUUACAUCUCAGGGUUGUGACACUAAUUGAACAUCCAUUUGUGUUUACAAGAAGUGUUGAUGAUGAUGGACAAUGCCCAGCAGGGCAGUUGUGUUUAGAUCCAAUGACAAACGAUUCCAAGGUACUUGACAGUCUAUUUGAGAGCCUGCAAGGUGGUAAUGAUUCUGUGCCAAUUGAGUUCAAAAAAUGCUGCUAUGGUUACUGCAUUGACCUGUUAGAGAAGUUGGCUGAAGAUAUGAAUUUUGACUUUGACUUGUAUAUCGUUGGUGAUGGAAAAUAUGGGGCAUGGAAAAAUGGCCACUGGACAGGUCUUGUGGGUGAUCUUCUUAGUGGAACAGCCCACCUCGCAGUGACAUCAUUUAGUAUUAAUACAGCUAGGAGCCAAGUAAUUGAUUUCACUAGUCCAUUCUUUUCAACUAGUUUGGGUAUUCUGGUAAGGACUAAGGAUACCGCUGCUCCAAUUGGAGCAUUUAUGUGGCCACUGCACUGGACAAUGUGGCUGGGAAUAUUUGUAUCUCUUCAUAUAACUGCAAUAUUUCUAACACUGUAUGAAUGGAAAAGCCCUUUUGGGAUGACACCAAAUGGAAGAAACAGAAGCAAAGUUUUCUCUUUCUCCUCUGCUUUAAAUGUAUGUUAUGCAUUACUAUUUGGCAGGACUGCAGCUAUCAAAACUCCAAAAUGCUGGACAGGGCGAUUCCUAAUGAACCUCUGGGCCAUUUUUUGCUUGUUUUGCUUGUCAACAUAUACUGCUAACUUAGCAGCUGUCAUGGUUGGGGAGAAAAUUUAUGAGGAACUUUCUGGCAUACAUGAUCCAAAGCUGCACCAUCCUUCCCAGGGAUUUCGGUUUGGUACAGUCAGAGAAAGUAGUGCCGAAGGUUAUGUGAAGAAAAGCUUUCCUGAGAUGCAUGAAUACAUGCGAAGAUAUAAUGCACCCUCAACAUCUGAAGGAGUAAAAUUUUUAAAAAAUGAUCCAGAGGCAUUGGAUGCUUUCAUUAUGGAUAAAGCCCUUCUGGAUUAUGAGGUAUCUAUAGAUGCCGAUUGCAAGUUACUGACGGUUGGCAAGCCAUUUGCAAUUGAAGGUUAUGGCAUUGGGCUUCCCCCAAACUCUCCUUUGACAUCCAAUAUCUCAGAAUUGGUCAGCCAGUAUAAGUCAAGUGGAUUUAUGGAUAGCCUUCAUGACAAGUGGUAUAAAGUAGUUCCUUGUGGAAAAAGAAGUUUUGCAGUUACAGAGACUCUGCAAAUGGGCAUAACACAUUUCUCUGGGCUGUUUGUAAUGCUGUGCAUAGGAUUCGGCGUAUCUAUUCUCACAACCAUUGGAGAACAUAUUGUAUUCAGAUUGGUCCUACCAAGAAUUAAAAAGAAAUCAAAACUAAAAUACUGGCUGCACACUAGUCAGCGUCUUCACAGAGCUCUGAAUACAUCAUUCAACGAGGAAAAAUUUCAACAGAAAGUAAAACGCCUGGAGAAAAGGUGCAAUGCAGGAAACAGUCAAGAGCGUGUAUGGAACACAUCUAACCAAGCCGGCUGUAAUAGAAGGAAAUAUAUUUAUAAAGAAGCACACAAUGAAUUAAGUUUUAGGCACCAACAAGAUCUACCUUUGCCUCAGCUGAGACGAGAAACUCCAAAGCUACUGACAACAAAUGGCAAGGCCGAAUCCCUAAACAUUUCUAGGAACUCAGUGGUGAAAGAAUUAUCAGAGCUGGAAAAACAGAUUCAAGCUAUUAAGCAAGAAUUGCAAAUAGCCAUGAACAGAAAACAUGAACUGGAAGAGUACCAGAGGACAAACAGGACUUCUAAAUCUUAGGAGACAUCUACUUCUUAUUAAUACAGAACAUUUAUUAUCAGCAGUCGUGUUAAGAACAGAAAGUGCGUGGCCAUUGGACACGCUAAUUCGCAGCAUUUCCUACUUUCUGAUUCCUAAAUAGAUUUGUUUGUCUUUUUGUAAAAUCUAACCUGUAUUUCUCUUGUCUACAGUAUGUGAGCUGUUAGCAGUAUGGAAAUGUGACCUUGGACUCUUUUAAAACCCAGAACCACACUUGCCCUCUUAUCCGUUUUAUGACAUUAAACGAAGGUUUUCACUUCUGAGCCCCUUAAUGUGCAUUAAUAAAACUAAAAUGAUUUUGAA
Messenger RNA from Xenopus laevis (African clawed frog), 4478 nucleotides. RefSeq names its product glutamate receptor, ionotropic, N-methyl-D-aspartate 3A S homeolog (gene grin3a.S). The record is from RefSeq and is a predicted model, not a curated record. NCBI's taxonomy places the organism in Eukaryota, Metazoa, Chordata, Amphibia, Anura, Pipidae.